AUGCCAGCUGGACAGAUCCAGGUAACAAGCCCCAAACUCCACCAUAGCCUUUACUACCUUACAGACAGCUCAGACCCUGAACAGGAGGGAGAGGAAGCAGAUAGUCCACAAUGUCUUACCCCGCUGCAGAAGCUCACGAUGGACAUGCACAAGGAUGACAGAAUCAUCAAGGAACUUGUCAUCGGCCGCAGGGUCGGCUUCUACAAAGUUAGAGGAGAGAUUGGCCAUGGGACCUUCUCUAGAGUCAAACUGGCUUUUCAUGCUCUCACAAAAGACAAAGUGGCCCUUAAGAUCCUGGACAAGACAAGAUUUGACAAUCAGGCCCAGCGGCUUCUCUCCAGAGAAGUCAGCAACAUGAACUCCAUCCAGCACCCGAAUGUGAUCCGUCUCUAUGAAGUGGUGGAGACGCCAAGCCGCCUCUACCUGGUGCUGGAGUAUGCUGGUGGGGGAGACCUUCACAACAUAAUUUGCAAUGAGGGAAAACUGGCAGACAACACCAGCAAGAUUACAUUCUCGCAGAUCCUCUCUGCUAUUAAAUUCAUGCACAAUAAUAACAUCAUCCACCGAGACCUGAAGGCAGAGAAUGUUCUGUUCACCGCCAGCGCCUGUGUCAAAGUGGCAGACUUUGGAUUCAGCAAGCAGAUUUCCAACCGCAAUGAUACACUCGACACCUUCUGCGGCUCACCUCCGUAUGCCGCCCCGGAGCUCUUCAAGGACGAGUGCUACCUGGGCCCUCCUGUGGACGUGUGGGCAAUGGGGGUGCUCCUUUUCUUCAUGGUGACGGGCACCAUGCCCUUCCGUGCUGACACAAUGGGCAAGCUGAGGCGCUGCGUCAUCCAGGGCACCUACAGCAUCCCGCCUUGGGUUCCUGGUCCCUGUCAGAGGCUCAUCAGGGGCAUCCUAAAAGCAGAUCCCAUUGAGCGUUAUGCUGUUGACCAGAUGCUGGGUUGUGAUUGGCUUUUACCUGUGGAAUUCCCCUGGUCGUUGGCAUCUCCUGAACCAGCGAGCCCGCUGCAAGGACUCUUGGAUUCCAAAAGUAGAGACUUUGUGAAGGAGGAGGAGAUGGGGGAGGUCAGGUACUCCCUGGAGAAGCUCGGCUUUACCUCGGCACACCUACGGAACAAUCAGCUGAAUGACAGUCGCAGCCCCGUUACAGGCGUCUACCGAAUCCUGCAGCACCAAGCGCAAAGAAGGAGGGGGUGCGACAGCCUGCCAGUGGUACGAGGGAUGGUGUGGGACCCCAAGCGGGAGGGACUUCGAGCGUAUCGGGGCCUCAGGCACACCUCCAAGCUCUGUGUGAUUUCUUAAUAUGAAGGUCUGCUCAAACUGGUGAUUUUACUUACACAGGUUUUGUGUUUUUAUUGAUUUCAAUAUUUUUUCCAUUUAUUUAAUUACCUUGACAACCAAUCAGUGGAGCACAUUAAGAAAGCAACUAAUCAGUUUUGAGGA
This is a messenger RNA of Syngnathus acus (greater pipefish), 1449 nucleotides long. RefSeq names its product serine/threonine-protein kinase NIM1. The transcript is spliced from 3 exons. Gene Ontology annotation, biological process: intracellular signal transduction; microtubule cytoskeleton organization; protein phosphorylation. The record is from RefSeq and is a predicted model, not a curated record. Gene Ontology annotation, cellular component: cytoplasm. Lineage: Eukaryota; Metazoa; Chordata; Actinopteri; Syngnathiformes; Syngnathidae. Gene Ontology annotation, molecular function: ATP binding; tau-protein kinase activity; protein serine/threonine kinase activity. The coding region runs from base 1 to 1308 and encodes 435 amino acids.